AGUUAGAGUAUCCAAACAGGGCCUAGGCCGGGCGGACACAGCAGAAGGAACGGAACCAUUUGUCCCAUACACCAUUGUACAAUACAGAGUCUGUAUAGUAUAUAUCCCUUGAGCCAGAGCUCAUCCCAGAAUCCUGCCAAGGUACCCCUAUAUAAAAAGCUCGAACAUACCCGCACCAAAAGGACCCGAGACCAGGUGAGGUUCUCUCCCAGCUCGCUCGCUCGCUCGUCGGUGUGGCGUGCACAUCACCCAGCUCCUCCCGUCGUAGCUGCCCGCCUUAUGAGCUAGCAGCAGCUCUCGCCAGCUCGGCGCGGCGGCCGACCGGAAGCGGCCGCGAGGGUGACAGGGAUAGCGGAGGAGCAACGGUCCGGGGAGAGCUAGAGGUUUGACAGAGUGAGAGUUGUCGGUAAUGGAGACCAUACGGUGCUGCAUCGCGUGCAUCCUGCCGUGCGGCGCCCUGGACGUGGUGCGCAUCGUGCACUCCAACGGCCGGGUGGAGGAGAUCAGCGAGCCCGUGCUGGCCGGCGAGAUCAUGAAGGCCUACCCCAAGCACGUCCUCCGGAAGCCGCCCUCCACCUGCCCCGCCGACGGCGGCGGCGGCGGCAUCGUCGUGCAGAAGCCCGUCAUCCUGCCGCCCAAUGCCGAGCUGCAGAAGGGCAAGAUCUACUUCCUCAUGCCGGUCAUGGCCCCGCCGCCGGACAAGGCCGCCGCGAAGCCCAAGGCGCCCGCUGCCGCGUCCACGCCCGCGCCCGCGGCGAGGAGGCGGCGGAGGAGGAAGGAGUCCGGGGAUGCCGCCGCCGGCGUCGGCGGCGAUGGCGGCAACAACGCGGCAGCGGCGUCCCAGAGCGCGGAGGGCGAGAAGGAGCGGCUGCUGGCGAACGAGAGGUACCUGUCGGAGAUCAUGAAGGAGAAGGCGUCGACGGCCAGGGACCGGCGGCGCGGGCGCGUGGCCGUGUGGCGGCCGCACCUCGAGAGCAUCACCGAGGAUGACUUGUAAUCAGACAAGGUGUUUGUUUCACCCUUUUUUUUUCUUUCUGCUUCUUCUUCCUUUCGAUUUUUCUAGUUUAUUACUUCCUCUCCUGUUAAUUCCCUCCCUGCUUGCGCUUCGGCCUCUUUUCAUUUUUUUUGCCCGUCUUUUCCCGGCCCGCCUCCUUUAGAGCGUCCGCUCCCUUUACAGGGUGAAUGAUGCCUUUGUGAAGAUAAAAGAUACAAUUUUUGCUA
Molecule: messenger RNA, 1221 nt
Organism: Hordeum vulgare subsp. vulgare (domesticated barley)
Lineage: Eukaryota; Viridiplantae; Streptophyta; Magnoliopsida; Poales; Poaceae
Exons: 1
Coding region: 410-997 (195 amino acids)
Source: RefSeq, a predicted model, not a curated record